AUGGCGGUUGAGGGCGGCACGGAGGUUCGCCAGGUGGACGGCGCGGUGAGCGGGUACGAGGUGCGGGUGCUGGAUGCCGACGCGAACGUCGCAGCCACGACGACGACAACUUUCCGCGACGCGGGCAUCACCCUGUCUGGCCUGCAGCUGUCGAGCUUCUACUCUAUUCAGGUGCGCGCCAAGGACACGUACGACGCCUGGGGUCUCUGGAGCGACCCGGUGCCCUUCUACACGCUGAAGCCCGUCACGGUGGGGCUGCAGAGGGUCGGAGAGAACUUCGCGGCGGUGCACUGGUCGCGGCACACCCCUCUGUCGGCACGCCUCCACAGCACCGACCUGGAAGACGGCAGCUUGGCAGCGACGGCACACCCGGUGGGGGAGGCGACGGAAGGGAUGUACGCGGACGACGGCGGCGUGCUGCACCCCGACGAGCGGGUGACGCGCUGGCACGUGCGGGUGUCGUGCAACCGCGUCUUUGCCGGCAUGCCGCAGUCCGAAGACUACCGGGAGCUGUACGUUGGCGAGGGCGAGAGUGCGUUGCAGGUCGACGGACUUCUGCCCCACGCAACGUACUCCAUUGCGGUGCGCGGCCUCAACCACGCCGGCGAGUGGGGCCACUGGAGCCCCUCCCUGUACGUCUCCACCUGUCCGCUGUUGAAGGUCGGGGUGGAGAUGGCGGGGGAGACGUUUUUGCAGGUCGCGUGGAAGCGGCCGGCCGCGCGCACCGGAGUGACGGAGUGGGCAGCACCGCAGGAGGUCGCCGGCGGCCGCGGUCGCGAGCGCAGCCCGCCCGUCAGCGCCAGCGCCGGGUUGAGCCUUCCGGCGUCGGAAAGCGUCAGCAACACGCGGCCCCUCGUCUCCAGCGUAAACUCGCCGAGCGGCAGCGGCGGUGAGGAGGACGGCGGCCAGGAUGGCUCGCUUUCGGGCUCCUUCUCCAGCUCCGUGGCAGAGUCGUACCAGUGCUUCCCGUCGGAUAGCGAAGUGCACAACUACCAGGUCACGAUUCGCCCCAUGCCGAUGGAGCCCGCCUUUGACGAGUCGGACGAGCCGCUGGUCGACGGCGCCCGCGUGUAUGAGACGACGCAGCCGGGCUUGCUGCUCGGUAACCUGCUCUCUGGCUGCCGCUACGCCGUGACGGUGCGGGAGCAGCAGAUCAGCGAAGACGGCCGCCCGAUAGCGGGGGUGUGGGGUGCGGCGUCGGAGAUGGUGUGUACGCAGACGGUGCCACCCGUUCACGUCAUUCCACAGGAGAUCGGCGAGGACUACUGCCUGGUGGAGUGGCGCCGCGCCGCAGAGGCCGACACGCCGGAGGACUCCGUGAAGGCCGGCGGCACCAGCGGCAACAGUAAGGAUGCGAAGAGCGGGUCGCCGAUGACAACGGUGCUCGCGGCGACCACCACGAUCGGCCGCAAGGCCGUGGAAUUUCAGUUGCAGACGCGCCGGCUGAACCCGGACGGUGUCACGCUCUACGAGGGCCCGCUGUCGCUCGACUCCGUCGUGUCUGUGCCGAGCAGCGUGAACACCUACCACAUUUCGAGUCUUGUCCCGAGCAGCGUAUACGAGGUGCGCGUGCGAGCGAAGAUGGAGGGCGGCCAGUGGGGCAUCUGGAGUCUCGCAACGCGCUUCUUGACGCAGAGCCGGCUGGAGCUGCGCGUGGAUAUGGUGCAGGAGGUGGCGAUGCGCCUGUCGUGGAGCCGCGCUCGUGCGAGCGUGAUGCCCAGCAGUGAAAACGAGCAAGCCGACGAGAACGACGCGGGCAAGCCGCUUUCCUUUGCGCAGACGGAGAGUGAGACCGUCUCGGAUGGGGUGGCGAAGAACGCGAGGCCUUCCACCGUAGCCGCGCCUGAGAUCGCCGUUGCCGCGCACGUUGUGCUGCCUAACGAGGCGGUGCACGAAUACGAGGUGGUGCUGGAGGGCAUCAGCUGCGAGCACCACCGCCGUCUCACGUUCGGGCAGGACAUGCAGAUGGUCAUGGUGGAGGACCUGCAGCAGGAUCAGCUCUACUGCGUCUCGGUGCGCUCCCUCAGUGAGCAGCAGCACUGGUCCUACUUCUCGCCGAAGGUCUCGGUGCUCACGCUGGCCUCGGUGCAGGUGCGCGUCUCGCAAUAUACGGAGGCGACGGCGCUAUUGGAGUGGUAUCGCCCCCUGCCAAACAUCGCGCGCUUCAGCGACCUUCUCAGCCGUCAAGAGCGCGAGGUGUUGCAGCAAUGUGACGAGCGCGAGCGCCGGGAGCUUUUUGAGAUGAAGCGCAAGCUGCAAGAGCAGGAGAGCAAGGGCGAGCAGAACGGGGCGGCGCGGUGGCUGGACUCGGCCGCCCGCGAGGAGAAGAACACCAUGCUGCGCGAAGAGGCCACCCUGCACUACCAAAUGGACCGCAUCGUCGUCGGGAUCGCCGACAGCAGCGGGUACGAGCUUCGGCUGACCUUGCAGGACGGAAGCGUCUGCCUGCCGUUUAUAAAGGAGGUGGAGCGGCUGCGACUGCGGCCGUCGAAGACGUCGCGCUUCGGCAGCAACCGUGAUCUUCUGAGCACCACGCGUCGUCUCGCUGGCGGCACAUCCGCCACCCGCGGCUUCCUCAACCCCGUUAUCGGCGGCAGCGGGAGCGCCCGCGAUCGGAAAAAGGAGGCGGUGCUGAAGGUGUCGUACCCGCCUGCCGGGCAGUCCGUCACGCUGUCCAACAACGGCGCCUCGCCAAGCUCAACCGGGACAUCAGCACCGGUAGGCGCCGGGGCGCCGGAUGCGGCGGUGGAGUUGCUGGAUGUGCAACUGCAGCCGAGCGUCACGCAGGUGCUGCUGCAGGGACUGAGCCCGAAUUCCACCUUCGUCGUCACCGUGCGCGGGCGCAGCGGGCCCGAGACGUGGCAGCCGUGGAGCCCGCCCACGCAGCUGGAGACGCUGGCCCCGAUCCUGCUGGACCAGAGCCGCUUUGGCGAGCACUACAUCAACCUGUACUGGUAUCGCGAGGAGGCGACGGCAAUGGCGGCCACUGUGCAGGAGACCGAAGAGUAUCGCCGCCUGCAGCGCGAGUUCCACAACUUCACCGAGCGCGAUUUGGAAACGCAGCGUGGGCAGCUGAGCGCGGCGGAGUACACCUCCCUCGUGGGCCGCGUUCGUCGGCUGCGGGCGCUGCGCCGCCUCGCCGCCGACCGCGCCCGGCGCCACGCAGCGGGCGAGUUGGGCCUGCUGACCGACCUUAACUGCCCCAUCCGUGGUUUCCAGUUGCGCGUCGUUGACGAGGCCGGCACCGUCUCCGAGCAUUACCUGCCGAAUGACGCGGCGAAGCCGAUGCUGAGCUACACCGAGACGGGCCUGCAGCCGAACAACAUGUACGUGUGCCGCUUAUGCCCUCACUACGGCGAUGACGUCUGGGGCUGCUGGACGGCGCCGCUAAAGUAUAUGACACACAACCUCAUUCAGCUCGACCUCACCUACAUCAGCGAGACCUUCGUGGACCUGGAGUGGUGGCGGCUGGACAACAAGGAGGUGGCCAAGAUGGACGUCCACGACACCCUGCUGAGCAGUCGCUACACGGAGGAGGUGCAGGUCUAUCAGCUCCGCAUCACCCACGAAGACGCGCAGACGAAUGAAGAGGUGGAGGAGUUCCGUGACAUGCAAGCAACCAACGUGCUGCGCAUCGACGCCCUCUUGCCGGACAUGAAGUACACCAUCGCGGUGCGAGAGUGGGACGCCAAGGGUGACUGGGGCCUCUGGUCCGCGCCGUGCUCUUGUGUCACGCUGCCAAGCAUUGAGACGGUGGUGACGGAGGUGAAGGAGUGCAGCGCGUACGUGUCGUGGUCGCGCACCGCGCCGCGCAUCGACUACGAGAGCGACAUGCACGUGCUGGAGGGCAAUGUCGAGAUCACGGGCUUCUAUCUUCGUUUGGAGGAAAUCCCCGUGCACGGCCGUGCCGUCGCUGAUGCAGCGGACGGGACAAGGCGUGACAGCGGGAUGCCGUCGAACCCGCCCGACUCCGACGACGGAAGCUUCUCUGACUUGGACGAGAGCGCCGGUGCCUUGUCGAUGGACCUCGACACCGCCCGACUCAACACCUCGUUCCACGGCGUCCCAACCGUCGCUACGGAGGAGAGGCCGCGCAUGGUGGAGGUGGACGAGUUGGAGGGGACACUUGCCUUCGGUUUUCAGCGCGGCGGUCCACUCCCACCCGAUCCGCAUCCCGUGCUGUGCGACGGGAUGGUGCCGAACAACGCCGAUAAGUCGGCGACGUCAUCUACAUCUUCCUCCAAGGCACGGCAGCACUAUUUGAUGGUGAAGAGAAUAGCUUCAAGCACGGAGCUUGAGGCUGCCCUUGCGAGGUUGAACCCGCAGACGAUCUACUGCGUGCAGGUGAUGGCGGAGACGACCGGCGGACAGGUGGGCCCGUGGUCUUCGCCGCACCACUUCAUUACCAUGCCGCGCAUCCGCCUUUCACCGGCUACCAUUUAUGAACACUACGCUACGCUGCAGUGGGGUCGCGUGACACUCACCCCCUUGGCUAACUUGGUGACGAGCAGCAACAACCACCACAGCGAUCAGCGAAGCAGCUGGAGCGCCGUCGACAUCGCGAGAAGAAAGGUGACGCUGCCCACGUCGAAGGUCGUGGCCUACGAGCUGGAGGUGGUUGGUCAGGGCUGUGAACUUGUGCUGAGCACCCGCUUCGAGACGAACUCGCCGACCAGCAACUUUCGCGUGACAGGGCUGGCGCUGGACUCCUUGUACACCGCCCGCGUCCGAUCCUUCAACGAGGCGGGCGAGGCGAGUCUCUGGUCGACGGAGCGCAAGUUUGUGACGCUGAAGCGCCUCCUCGUGCACCCGAAGGAGAUCGCAGAGAACCACAUCGACGCGGAGUGGGGGCGGCCGGAGCAGAACCCGGAGAGCUACCGCGCGAAGAUCGCCGCGAGGGCCGAUAAGGAGGAGUUGGUGGGGGCAUCCGCCUCGAUGAAGUUCACGAACCCCGCUCCAGGCACAACCGCGUUCACCGCACCUGGAGGACACGAAAACGCGAGCGCGGACUCGGAGUUCUCGAUGCAUGGCACCCAUAUGUCCACCGAAUCCGCCACUAACACCGGCACCGCGGCUGCCGGGUCACCCCACGUUCCGUCUGUCUCUGUCGGUGCCCGCGAUGCGGUGAAGUACCACGUGCGCGUCUACCACGCCACCGAGGACGUCCCGCCGGAGUUGUUUUUAGAGAAGCACCUGAGCGGCAGCAGCAUGAGUCUGACGGUGAGCUCCCUGGACCCCAACUCGAUUUACCUGCUUUACGUGCGGGCCGUCAACCACGACGGGGUGUGGAGUGAGUGGUCGGAGGGCCGCUGCGUCUACACGAUGAAGCCGCUCGUCUCCAGCGUCGCCACGGUGGGUGAGGACUUUGUGCGGCUGCAGUGGAGCCGCGAGGCGCCGGAGGAGCUGCACUACGCGCCGCACCCGGAGAGCGUUCACGAUAAGAACAGCGGUGCGAGAGAGGCAGCUGCGUCGACCUCCGCGAAGGAGCGCAACAACGACGGCGAGUUGACGGAGGGCGGCGGCGGCAACAGCGGGCAGGAGAGCGGCCCCCCACCGCAGGAGUACAGGGACGAUGACGUGCUUCUUCAGCCGACACGAAGCGACGGGGCAGUGGCGGCCGCCUUGGCGAGUGAAUCACCGAUGGGCUCGCCGAGUUGGCAGCGCCGGCGACGCUUUGUCGUGCUGGACAAACCAGCCGGGGACGCCGGGCCCGUCUACCACAGCGCGGCCACGUCGAUCCUUUCUUACGUUAUUUCUGUCCGCCGGUCGGAGGAGGCGGAGGACUACACCGUCGAGGUGCCAGGCGACGUUCAUCAGUACACCCUGCCCGCGCUGCAGCCGGAUUGCAUUUAUCUGGUCAGCGUGCGCGCCAAGUACGGCAGCGGGGAGUGGAGCCCGUGGAGCGACCCGGUGCGCACCGGCACGUACAACCUGCUCGCCACGGACGUCAAAGAGGUGGGCGAGGACUACUUCUCCGCGGCCUGGCAGCGCAAGGCCAACACGAUCCACAUGGGCUCGCUGCGCCUUGGCAAGGUCGAGGAGACGGUCUGCUACGAGGUGCGGGUGCGGGACUACUCCGACAUCCCCCUCGGCGAGGAGGAGGGUGAGCUGGCGAGGCAGCGGGUGCCGGAGGGACGCAGCUUAUUCUUGCACCCGAACCAGCGCCACUGUGUGAUGCGCGAGCUCCAGGCGAACCACCGCUACCGUCUCACGGUGCGGCGGUGGUACCAGCCCCACGACGGCUUCGCGCAGUCGUCGGACGGUGACGCAGACGAGAGCGCAGCGAGUGGGGACAGUGCGAAGGUUACUAUCGAUCCGGCGCUGCACGAGGCGAUGGAGAAGGCGAAGGCCGCGCCAGGCGUGUGGAGUGAGGCAGAGUACGUCGUCACGUUGCGCGGGAUGGUCUGCACGGUGGAGCGUGUCGGCGAGGAGUUCUUCCAGCUGCGGUGGGCCCGGGACCCCCGCGCCAUCCCGCUGGCCGUGCGCCGCGCGAUGCCCGUCAAGCCGGUGCAGACGUACCAACUGCGCAUUGACGAGAUGCUGCGCGACGGCUCAGCAGUGGAGUCGACCCGCAGCAGCAACACGCUUCACCUCGACGAGCUCAUGCCCCCGACGGAGACAAGCUACUUUAACAAGUUCCUCAAGCCGAACACGCUGUAUAAGAUUGAGGUGCGAUGCUGCAUUGAGAAGGCGUGGGGGCGGUGGAGCAGGCCGGUGUACGUGAUCACGCUGCCGUGCCUGCAGAUUGAGCUGAGCCGUAUCGGCGAGGUGUGUGCCACCAUCACGUGGCAACGCCCCCGCGAGCCUCUCACGCUGCCCGACGGCGAGGUGGCGGUGCUCGGCGACGAGGAGGACGCCGAUGGCACCUAUCAGCUGGAGGUCUCCGGGGUGGGGUUCAGCUACCAGGUGUCGAAGCGCUUCAAGGCAUCGCGCUCCAGCUACACGGUGAAGCACCUCGACGCGGAUGCGCUCUACUCGGCUCGUGUGCGGUGGGGCGACAGCGUGAACCAGGCGUGGAGUCUGUGGAGUGAGACGACGUGUUUCGCGACGCUGAAGGCGCUGCAGGUGCAGCUGUCGAUGCCGACGGAACACUUCGUGAACGUUGAAUGGAGCCGGCCGAAGCAGACGGCGGAGGAGUACGUGACUCGAGUGGAGAAGCAGCAGAAGGGUGCGGCAUUGUCGUCGGCGCCUUCUCCCCUUCCGCCUCCGCCUUCCGGCGCUUCCGAAAGCACAGCGGGAGCAACAGCAGAGCAGACGGAGGCAGAGCAGACGGACAAGGGUGUCUCUCUCGUGUCUCCUCUCGCAACCGCCAUCCAACUGGGCAAUCCCGGCUCGCUUGCCUUUCACCUCUGCGUCUUCAACACACAGGAAACACCCUCGGUCGCGGUGGUGGACAAGCAGUUCCACAAGGACGUGUCGCAAUAUCGCGUGAGUGGGCUGAACGCCGACACACCCUACGUCGUCAUCAUUCGUGCCUGCUGUGAGGCGACCGGCGACUGGGGCCUGUGGAGCGACGAACACCCUUUCCGGACGCUGAAGCUGCUCGCACCGACAGUGUCGGGUGUCGGCGAGAACUACGCGGAGCUGACGUGGGAGCAGGGCGAUGGCACGGGGCAGCUACGCACCACCGAGGCGACCGGUGCGGCGAACAGCGGUGGCCCAGUGAUGCCGACGAAGUUUUUGAUGGUUCUCCGCUCCACGCACUUCGGCACGGUUGAGCGUGAAAUCACACGUGAGGAGUGCGGGGCGUCGCAAGGAGUGUACCCGGUGGCGCACUACCGUCUUGCGCAGCUGCACCCCGGCACGGAGUACGCCGUUGCGCUGCAGCCGUACUACGGUGAUACGGCAGACUGGGGCCUGUGGUCGCAGGCAGUGUUGUUCACCACGCUGCACACGCUGCAGAUAACCGCCACGGUGCGCGGGGACGCGGCGGACUUGUGCUGGAGCCGGCGGGGCGCUCCAGGUGGGUGGGAGACGGCUGUCCGUGUGGUGGACGGGGCGCCGCCAGACGUGGUCAGCGGAACCGACUUUGGUGCUCCAAGGUCUCCUUUGUCCAUCUGCCCCCCUUCAGUCGGCGGCGUCAUCAACUCCGUGGCGCCGCUGGUCAGCACCCGCACGGUGUCGCGCUACCAGCUCGCCAUGUACCGCGAGUCCGACUGGGCGAUCUUGCGGCAGCAGCACGCGUCGUUGGAGAUGAGCACCUCCACCGCGUCGUACUCCUCCCGAUCCCUCAGCCUGGCCGUUGCAGCGGAGCAACAGCUGCACAGCGGGCAGACGAGUCCCAGCGCGUCCCCCGUGAAAGGUGGCAGCCGCCACGCCGCAAAACUCGGAGAGCUGCGCUCGCCCAACAGCCCCUCGAAGCUGCUGAAUUCCCCGCUGCGUCGUGGUCAACGCGGCUCGCGAGACGUGGCCGUGGCACAGUCGCAGACGGCGAUUCCGGAUAUGGACAUGGCAGCCGUCGCCAACCUCGAGUCGACCGGUGCCGCAACCGGCCACCCUUCUUUCUUCCUCUUCCGCAAGACCUACGACUUGAACGACACCAACACGGCCGCCACCAAUACUCCUCCUAGCUCAGUAAAUACGAGCGGUGCUGGCAGCUGCACAAACCCAAACUGCGUGACCGAGCACGUGGAGGGGCUGACGCCCGAUACGGUGUACAUCGUCCGCCUUCGUGCGAUGGAUCUCGGUGGCCACUGGGGCGCCUCGGUGGAGCAGCGCAUCGUCACGCCGCCGCUGCCGCCGUCGCAGGUUGUGCUGCGCCGCGUCAACACACAGUUUUGCUCCCUGCAGUGGGCGCCGCCGCCGUUGACGGCAAAAACGACGCCCCUGCCGGGAGAGACAUCGGCGAACAACGUCACCGGCGGUGCGUCUGGCGUGUUGUCUGCCGCGUCGGACGCUCUCGCUGCUCGCUACCGCUACGUCAUUGAACAGUGUUUUGUGGGGACCGACGCGGCGGCCACGGCGAACGCGAGCAGCGCCGGGCCCUCCUCAGCGCCGGCCAACGCAGCAGCAGCGGGGAGAGGCGGGAGCACCGGUGCUUCGCGACGGGGUGCGGGUGGCGGCGGCACCGGCGGACCGGGCGGACCCGGCGGAGCGGGAGUGCCGACGAUAGGGACCGUUGGGCCGGAGUGGCGCGUGGUGGACACCGUCGAAGACACCCUGGUCUGCGCCGUGCGUAUUAGCGGGUUGCUGACGCGGAUGCGCUGUCGGGUGAAGUGUGCACGACGCCACACGGCGCCGGCCCCAGCGCUGACGAGCGUCGACGGCGACACCGGCGAGACUGUCGUCCCUCCGCGGCUGUCCACCUUUUUGGGUCCCUACAGCGACUUCUCGGAGGUGGUGACGGUGUCGAGCGGCACCCCGCCGGAGGGGGUGCAAGACCUCCAUCUCACCUCGCUCUCUCGCAACGCGGCGACGCUGGAGUGGCUGCCCCCGCCCAAGCCGUCCGAGGCCGCGGCCGGGCGCUACACCCGUCCCCACUACCGCGUCUACUUGGCCAACACGACGGAUCAACCCUACCCAAUGCUGCUCGCAACGGUGCACCGCCCAACGUACCCUCUGACGAACUUAACGCCGGGCACUGCGUACACGGUGCAGGUGGUGGCGGAGAACAACGACGGUGUCAGCUUCAACAACCUGAUUCUCCUCUUUCACACCAAAGCCGAGGAUGACACGACGGUGGCGCGCUAUGAGGAGAGCAAGUCGAAGGAGGCCGCCGCCGCUGCCGCGCCGUUGGGUGAAAUCGUGCCUUUCCACGGCCCCCGCGCACUGCAGCAGACGGAGGAGGACGGCGCCUUCGUGGGCGCCGACGUCUUCGAUGACGUGGCGGAGAUCCCGACGGCGUCGCGGCGGCUGAUGGGCGGACCGUCGCCGCCUUCGCUGAUGCCGCAGCGCCGCGGUCGUGGCAGUCGUGAUGGGGCGGCCGGACGGAUACGUGGCUCGCUGAAGAAGGAAUCUGAAGGCGCAGCAGCGACAGCCCGUCCAUCGACGUCGCCGCAGCGAAAGCAUUCCAGGAAGCGUAGCUCUAGUGCGAAGGGCAAAUCCAAGGCGAAAAGGGAGAAGGGCAGCGCCUCCGCGACACACAGAACGGCGAGUAAGCACAAGAAAGCAAUGGCGAUUACGGCGUCCCCGCCGGAGCCAGUCCCGCUGGCCAAGGAGCAAGGCACCCGUCUGCCCCCGCUCUCCAGGACAAUGUAG
Molecule: messenger RNA, 10197 nt
Organism: Leptomonas pyrrhocoris
Lineage: Eukaryota; Euglenozoa; Kinetoplastea; Trypanosomatida; Trypanosomatidae
Exons: 1
Coding region: 1-10197 (3398 amino acids)
Biological process (GO): cytokine-mediated signaling pathway
Cellular component (GO): external side of plasma membrane; signaling receptor complex
Molecular function (GO): cytokine receptor activity; cytokine binding
Source: RefSeq, a predicted model, not a curated record